GUUAUAGUCUAAAAUAAAGAGAAAAUCAAAUUGUACAUUUGUGUAGAGAAUAUUCUCAGAUGAAGAUCAAAUUAUGAUACUUGCUGAACUAAAGGCAGGUAAAGUUUGUUCUGUGUCUCAGUGAAGAGCAGAGUGUUGAGGGCUCGUGGAAUGUGACGCGGUCACGCGGGGAUCAGAGAUGCCGGAGUCACGCGCGCGCGCUCAGCCGGUAUUUAAACUCCUCCAGCAUUAAUUCCACCAAACACUUGACCGAGAAGCAGCUAACGCACAUUCAUCAAAUGAUCAGUUUUUGGAGAUGAUGUGGGAACUUUUGCUGCACUUUUGAAGAUAAUUUGGAUAUUGUUGAUUACGUUUGGCACUAUUUGAUUUGUUAAUUAUUGUUGAGAGUACCUGGCUAUCUUUUUCGGAGGUUUCUUGGAGACUGUUUGGAUAUUUACUCAUUGCUUUUGAGAUUGUCCUAUUUUGGCCAAGAUGUGGCCAUUGUGUGGAGGUAUGCUCCUGCUCAUGCACGCGCUGGUGCUCGUUAGCGCUCAGUUCCCGCGCGUGUGCGUAACGCCAGAGGGCCUCAGGAGCGCGCAGUGCUGCCCGUCCCCGUUCGCUCUGGAGAACGACCCGUGCGGCGCGAGCACCGGCCGCGGGCAGUGCGUGGACGUGAGUGCGGAUGCGCGUGCACACGGGCCUCAGUACCCCUACGACGGGCGCGACGAUCGCGAGCGCUGGCCGCUGCGCUUCUUCGUGCGCGCAUGUCGCUGUAACGGGAACUUCAGUGGCUUCGACUGCGGCCGCUGCAGACACGGACUCACCGGAGACGCGUGCGAGCGGCGCGUGCCCGUGGUGCGGAGGAAUGUGAUGCAGCUCAGCGCGGAGGAGAAGCGCGCCUUCGUGAACGCAUUGGACCAGGCCAAGCGCGCUCCCCACCCGGACCUCGUGAUCGCGACCCGCCGGUACCCCGAGAUCUUCGGGCCGGACAACAGCACGGUGCAGUUCGAGAACAUCAGCAUCUAUAACCUGUUCGUGUGGUCUCACUAUUACUCGGUCAGUAAGACGUUCCUCGGGCCCGGGCAGGACAGCUUCGGCGGGGUGGACUUCAGUCACGAGGGGCCCGGAUUCGUCACGUGGCACCGGUACCAUUUACUGCAGCUGGAGCGAGACAUGCAGGACAUGUUGGGAGAUCCGAGCUUCGCGCUGCCAUACUGGAACUUCGCCAUCGGCGGCAGCGUGUGUGACGUCUGCACGGAUGAUCUGAUGGGCGCGCGCAGCACCUUCGACACCAACGCCAUCAGCUCCAACUCCAUCUUCUCGCGCUGGAGGGUCGUGUGUGAGAGCGUGGAGGAGUACGACACGCUGGGGACCAUCUGCAACAGUUCGGAGAGCAGUCCCAUCCGCAGAAACCCUGCCGGCAAUGUUGCGCGUCCGAUGGUGCAGCGGCUGCCGGAGGCGCAGGACGUGGCGGCGUGUUUGGAGAUCAAUGCCUUCGACACGCCGCCCUUCUACUCCACCUCAUCUGAGAGCUUCAGGAACAGUGUCGAGGGUUACAGCGCCCCCCAGGGGAACUAUGACCCCGCCGUGCGCAGUCUGCAUAACUUGGCUCAUCUGUUUCUGAAUGGGACGGGCGGACAGACGCAUCUCUCCCCCAACGACCCCAUAUUUGUGCUGCUGCACACCUUCACUGACGCCAUCUUUGACGAAUGGCUGCGCAGACACAGUCCAGAAGUGUCCAUCUAUCCGUUGGAAAACACCCCCAUCGGCCACAACAGAGAGUUUAACAUGGUGCCCUUCUGGCCGCCGGUGACCAAUGCAGAGAUGUUCGUCACAGCAUCUGAAAACCUGGGAUACUCCUAUGAGGUCGAGUGGCCAGCUCGUCCUCUCACACUGACCCAGAUCAUCACCGUCACCGUGGUCGCCGCCCUCAUCGUCGUGGCGAUUAUUUUUGCCGCCACUACGUGUGUCGUCCGGUCGCGCUCCUACAGGUCGGAGGGUCGGCGGCCGUUGCUCGGAGACCAGUAUCAGCGCUACGACGACCACGACAAAACACAGUCUGUAGUAUAAACACUUGAACUGUCACCCCCCCAUUUUUGAACCUAGACGUAAAAGUGCACUAUCCAAAUUUAAAUUGUUAUAAUUCAUGAACACUUUUGAAUACAGACAUAAGGUUUUUCUCUUUUUAAAGAAGACAAUCAGCAGAUUAUUGUGGCAGUGAAAUAAUUUCAAAAAAUGAAAGUAUAAAAAGUUAUACAAGUUUAAAUUUACUGUAAAGAAAAUGUACUGUACUAUUUUUAUUAUAUUUUAUAUAAAAUAAAUAUUUUACAAAAUAGUUUUAAAUCCAAAAUUGCUAUAAAAUUAAAGUCACAUGUCUCAAUAAGUUGUGUUCCAAAUUUGAAGUUGAUAUGAAAACAAUUGAGGUUCCUAUGCAAUUUUGUUUUGGUGUUAUACCAGAAAAAGCCACCGGGUGACACCCAAACUCCAUUGAAUUAUGUUUCUGUCACAAAUGCAUAAAUUUCUCUUUCAAUAUUACUUCUAUAACAAAAUAAUAUGGGAUCUUGAGACUCAGACCUUUCCAACGAUAUGUAUUUUGUCAAGAUUAUAAAAAGUUUUGAUCCCAAAAGACCGUAAUAUGACACCACGCACUAAGGGGGAGGAGACCGCUAAAAGAUUUUGAAGUACAAUUUCUAUGGUAAAGCAAUGUCAGAUUUUCAAAAUUUCACAGGAUGUUUUAAGCUUUCAAAUGAUAUAUAAUUUAUGAUGAUUACUAAAAUAUUUUAUAGGGAAAAAGGCAACAAAAUAUAGUUUUUUGUGAAAAAGGUCAGAACUCCUACCCUUUCGACAGGUACAAUCCUCUACUAUGACUGUAACAGUAAUUAAAGGUAUUUUUUUUAAUACCACACAGAAACAUCCCCUGAUAUCACUGAAAUAAUGAGGACAACUUCCAUUAGAGCUAUCUGCAAAAUAUCUUUGGACUUUAUUUAAUAGUUUAAUUGUGAAUCAUUUAAAGUCUCAUGUUAAAAAGACUGAAAUAAACCACUAACAAACUUUCAA
Messenger RNA from Megalobrama amblycephala (Wuchang bream), 3036 nucleotides. It is a transcript of the gene tyrp1a, whose product is annotated as tyrosinase-related protein 1a. The coding region runs from base 472 to 2049 and encodes 525 amino acids. Gene Ontology annotation, molecular function: oxidoreductase activity. Gene Ontology annotation, biological process: melanocyte differentiation; melanosome organization. The transcript has 7 exons. Gene Ontology annotation, cellular component: melanosome. The record is from RefSeq and is a predicted model, not a curated record. Lineage: Eukaryota; Metazoa; Chordata; Actinopteri; Cypriniformes; Xenocyprididae.